UCUACUCCGUCUCUGUCUUUCUUCUAUUCUCUCUCGCUUCCUUUCUCCAGUCUCCACCCCACCAAAACUUUCCCUUUAGCCAUUUCGUAAUUAAGUUCGUGCAACAACGAAAAAAAAUAAAAAAUAAAAAAACACACGCAAACGCAAAGGCCUCGUCGGUUUCUCUCUUUCACGCCCCCACGCAAUUCACAACGCCAAACGAACGAAACUUGCACAACAAAAAAGAAUAACGACGAGAGAAAUUUUAAACUACUUGGGCAGUUACAAGGUAAAAUAGUGAAGAGGGUUUGAUUUUUCUGUGGGGCUUGCGUUUCUUCCGGGGGGUUUUUUCAUGGCGAAGAAGCGGAAAUCAGACGUCACGCGCCUUGAUGAAGUUGACCGUGCCAUGUAUACCACCUUCUGCAGCGCCGCCAACUCGCUUUCGCAGCUCUACUCACAGGCGAUGAACCACCAGCGCCUCAGCUUUCAAGGCGGAGAACGCCACGCGCUGGAGAAACUUUAUCAAUGGAUUUUGAGGCAGCAAGAAGAAGGAUCACAAGUAACAACCAUAGAUAUUGUUGCUUAUUUGCAGAAUGAGCUCGAAUAUGGAGCAGAGGAGCCUCCUGUGUCUCCCAGGUUACCUAUUCGACAUGAACAUCCCCAAAGUGGAUUACAUAAUUUAGGGAUUCCGAUGGCUUCUAUUCCAUGGAUGCCAUCAGCGGCAGGGCCUGGUGUCCGUUGUGGACAACCAGAUCAUCAAGUGAAGAACUCAGUUUUCUCGAAUGCUCUCUCAAGCCCUGUUGGCCACAGCCUUCAACAGUACCAGUUGUCACAAGGAGGCUACCAAAUUUCAUCUGGAAAUGGUUCUUGGAAUAGAGACGCUAACAGUUUACAUCCCAGUUCUCCCAGUUUUGAAUCCAUGGACAUGCAUGCAGAUAGUCCGGGCCACCAAUUCCCUUACUGAAAUUUAUGUGCUUUCUUCAUGUAUUUUCUUGUUGUGUGAUGAUUAGAAACUUUGAAAAUUCACUACAAAUGUAGUACAAUUUCCAUUUAAUAUAUUAGCUAUAUCACCCCUCUCCAUGAA
Mangifera indica (mango) is the source of this 1063-nucleotide messenger RNA. RefSeq lists its product as uncharacterized. The record is from RefSeq and is a predicted model, not a curated record. NCBI's taxonomy places the organism in Eukaryota, Viridiplantae, Streptophyta, Magnoliopsida, Sapindales, Anacardiaceae. The transcript is spliced from 3 exons. The coding region runs from base 332 to 943 and encodes 203 amino acids.